This is a messenger RNA of Onychostoma macrolepis, 1942 nucleotides long. RefSeq names its product alkB homolog 5, RNA demethylase (gene alkbh5). Bases 541 to 1590 code for a protein of 349 amino acids. Gene Ontology annotation, molecular function: oxidative RNA demethylase activity. NCBI's taxonomy places the organism in Eukaryota, Metazoa, Chordata, Actinopteri, Cypriniformes, Cyprinidae. The transcript has 4 exons. The record is from RefSeq and is a predicted model, not a curated record. Gene Ontology annotation, biological process: mRNA export from nucleus; mRNA processing. Gene Ontology annotation, cellular component: nucleus.
UCAUUGGCUGUCACUUGACCAGACCCUCGUGCCUACGCGCAUGCGCAGCUCGCCAAACAGUUUUGGUUCCACGAGUUUCUCUGCUCUCCACGGCUUUGUGCAUUCUUUCAGCAGCAUAAUAACUACUAUUUCUCGGAUACGUUAAAAUAGGCUGAUCAGCACGGCGGUUGCAGCGAGCAGAAGGCGUGCGUGCGUUUUAAACAACAUGCAGCAGUGAGCCUGUGUGUCCACUGGAAGCUAGUGUUGGCGUAGCUGUGCUAGAUGCUAAUGUUAUGGCACUGAACGCAGGAAAACACCGCCUGUGAUUGACAGCCCACUCACUGCUUUGCGUUACCGAUUCGGUCGGGUUGCUCGUGGAAUGGGGCAGUGGAAACUUUGGUUGGUUUAAUUUGCAGAACUGAGGGAAGAGGAAGCAGGCGGCACCGGGCCUUCGGUCACGUCGCGCACGACUUCAGUGACCGACACUAACAUUAUAACAUGGGGACCUGAGGCGAAUUCAGGUCAAACAACGUUUCUGCCGCAGUUUUUCGGACUUUGCUCAUGAAAAUGGCCGGUUUUACGGAUCUGCGGGAGAAGCUGAAGUCGAUGACGCCACACAGGGACAAAGUUUUCGAGCACAGUAACGGAGAGAAGCGCAAAUACCGCGAGUCGGAUGACGACGAGGAGCGGCGCGACGCGGAGGCGCAGAAAGUCAAGAGCAGCGUUAAGCAAGCGAAUAUCUUCACGCAGGAGGAGUGCGUGCGCAUCGAGGCCAAGAUAGACGAGGUGGUCGCCAAGGGAGACAAGGGGCUCUACCGGGAGCACACGGUGGACCGGGCGCCGCUGCGGAACAAGUACUUUUUCGGCGAGGGCUACACUUACGGCUCGCAGCUGGAGAAGCGCGGGCCUGGGCAGGAGCGGCUGUACUCCAGAGGCGAGGUGGACGAGAUACCGGAGUGGGUGCACGAGCUGGUCAUCGAUCGCCUCGUGACGCACGGCGUCAUACCGGAGGGCUUCGUUAAUAGCGCCGUGAUCAAUGACUAUCAGCCCGGGGGCUGCAUCGUGUCCCACGUGGACCCCAUUCACAUCUUCGAGCGGCCGAUCGUGUCGGUGUCGUUCUUCAGCGACAGCGCGCUCUGCUUCGGCUGCAAGUUCCAGUUCAAGCCCAUCCGUGUGUCCGAGCCGGUGCUCUACCUGCCCGUCACGCGCGGGAGCGUCACCGUCCUCAGUGGCUAUGCAGCCGAUGACAUCACGCACUGCAUCCGCCCACAGGACAUCAAGGAGAGGAGAGCUGUCAUCAUUCUGAGAAAAACGAGGCCAGAUGCCCCUCGUUUGAGCUCUUCACUGAGCCCAUCCAUCCACUCUUCUGAGAGACGACACAUACUCAAAGCCAAACGCUCACACCGCAAGGCCGACCCAGAUGCUGCACACAGGCCUCGUGUUUUAGAGAUGGACAAAGAGCUGCAGAGGCGUUCCCUCUCUUCCCGACAGAGACGUCACGACGGAGACAGUUCAGAGAAUUCAUGGAGGAGAGCUGACGAGAGAGAGCCGGGCUCACGAUACACACCUGACCACGCACCCGCUCGACGAGUCAAAAUGAGACGUCACUGAGACGCAGUCAGGACUCAAUGCUAAUCUCCUCAGACACCGUUGCGUUUGCUCGAGGGGACCGGAAGCCAACAGAGUGACUCAGUAAAAGAGAUGCUUCCCGUGUGGGUGGAUUCAAGGACAUUAGGCAGCGGCUGCUUUACUUAUUAAGAGGCUUUAUCUAUCUAUUCAGACAUAUCAUUAAGAUCCACUAUAUUUUGUUCUGUGUGUUUAAAGGAAAUGUAUGGAAUAAAAAGACAUGUAAGCUGACUAGUUGAAUUCAGUCAUAAUUCAUCAGUUUGCACCAGUUAACUUCAUGUGCCAGUGUCAUGCAUACAUACGUUCACAUAACUAUCAAAUAAAAAUUUGCAUUGGA